UUGCAGCUCAAUAUCUCCUACCCAGCCAGUGGGUGCCAAAAGCUCAUUGAAGUAGAUGAUGAACGUAAAAUGUAAGUGCUAUCCUUAUUGGGUUACCAUGAGUACAAGUUGUUGUAGCCUGCGAAAACUUCCGUUUCUCCUCGCUCUUCGCCGCUGGGGACGUUUCACAUAGAGGAAUGUCUGCGACUAAGGGACAGAAAUUCCAUACUGAUGACGCAAAUCAAUGUUUACAAAUAAAUCCAGUAGUCAUGGGGUUCCAAAUAUAUUUUUGUCUUCUGGUCGAUUUUGGUGAAGUUUUGUGUUCAUGUGCCAAUGAGCUCCAGCAAAACUCAAAUGCUUCUUCUAGAGAAGACUAUAUUCUACAAGUAUUGACUGUUUUGUUAGAGAUUCUUCGCGUUUACAUUUGACCUUUGUGGCCUUUUGUCUUUUGUCUGUCAUUUGCAAACAAUAGCUAAAACAAUGUAACUACUCCGUCGACCAAUCAGCACUUCUGACCGGGCUUCGAACAGAUUUUACGUCAUCCGUAUGGAAUUUCUGUCGCUCAGUCGCAGACGUUUCUCCACGCGAAACAUCCCCAGUAGCGAAGAGAAAGGAGAAAGAGAUGUUUUCGCAGGCUAAACUUGUUGGUAAGAACAGGCAGGAAAAAUGCUCUGAAAAUGACUUGAUCUGUAUCAGUGCCUUUUAGUGGUACAGUAAAACAGUUCACGGUAUGGCGGGUUUCUGUGCAGUUUACUCAAUAUCUGUAUUUUUUACAUAAUUUAAAUAAUCAUUAUUUGUAAAAGUGGGCCUUGUAUAUUCAGCACAGGUGCGCAACACAUGCCCAACUGGGCAAAAUAUCUAGUAAGCUCACAGGAACUAAUUUGAAACUAAAGGGCACAAAGGUGUUAGUAGUGCUGGUGGUGUACGCAAAUGUAACAGACCAGGGGCCUAUUCCUGCUUGGGGCUUCAUGAAUACUGUAUCCUCCCCCACAAAUAAAGUCUCUUUUAACCAAAUUUUCCUAAAAAGUUGGUUGACCAUGGGCCUCUCCCCCAUCCAUUCAUUACAGUCAUGUCUAGAAUUAACCAACCAAUCUCUUCUCUUUUUCCACCAGCAUAGGCUUAAACAUACAUGUAGUUAAAUCAAGUAAGAGAUAGAAUGAUGUAAACACAAUAUAUGCACCUGGAAAUCCUUAUUGAGUUUCUUUUGUUUUGUGAUUGCAGCCGUAAUUUUUAUGAGAAGCGUAUUUCUGCUGAGUGCAGUGCUGAAUGCCUUGGUGAGGAAUGGAAGGUCAGUGGACUACAAACCCUUUUGGGGUGGUUUUCAUUGUUUUUAAUUGUACAGUCGUUUUUAAUGGUCGAGUCAGGGCUCAUAGUGAAAAAUAUUACUUCACAUGUUUCAAAAGUCAUCACAAAGGUCCUUGAAUGUUUACAGUCAAACAGGGAAAACUGUAAACAUCAGAAAUAUUUCUGGAAUGUUAUUGUCUUGCAAGAGAAAAGCCAAUCAGGCAUGAGAAAACUAAACUGCAAGCAAGAAUAUUAAUUAGUUUGUGGUUUUGUGGCCAGUGCGCAUGUCCUGAUCUUUGCCGCGAUUGGUCAUAACACAAUAAACAUUCCUGAGAUAUUUCAAGUGUUCACGGUUUUUCCAAAUCUUUGGAAGAUCAACCCUUGUUUGAAUCAGAUUGCAUCUUUCACAUAACAGUGACGCUAACAGGAGCAUUUUUUAAGACAGUGCUUGCUUAUCUGGUUAUGUAUUAAAUUCAUGUAUGUGACUAUUGAAAAUGACCAGGAAAUUGAAAGUUUGUGUAACAAGUAGGUUGUUAUCAGUAAAAGGUUAAAUGCCACCCCUUUUUUUAAGCUUAUUGAUAAGUCUGAGUGAGUAUUUUUGUGUCUUUGAUAGGGAUAUGUGGUGAGAAUCUCUGGAGGAAAUGACAAGCAGGGAUUUCCAAUGAAGCAGGGAGUCAUGACAAAUGGUCGUGUCCGCCUUCUGCUUUCAAAGGGUCAUUCCUGCUACAGACCACGUAGAACUGGUGAACGCAAACGCAAGUCUGUUCGUGGCUGCAUUGUGGAUUCUCAGCUUAGUGUGCUCAAUCUGGUUAUUGUCAAGAAAGGUGAAGGUGAUAUUCCUGGAUUGACUGACACCACUGUUCCACGCCACCUUGGACCUAAGAGAGUAGGCAAGAUUAGGAAGAUGUUCAAUCUAUCCAAGGAAGAUGAUGUGCGUCAGUAUGUUAUCAGGAGGACACUGCCAGAGAAGGAAGGCAAGAAGACCAAGACGAAAGCCCCCAAGAUCCAGCGCUUGGUCACCCCUAUUGUGCUGCAGCGUAAGCGCAAGAUCCUGGCCCUCAAGAAGAUGAGAGCACAGAAAGCUAAGCAGGAGUAUGCUGAGUACACAAGGCUGCUGGCCAAGAGAGCUAAGGAGGCAAAGGAAAAACGCCAUGAAAUGCUGAAGAAGAAGCGUGCUUCCUCAAGUCAUCGGGAGUCCGUGAGCAAAUGA
Porites evermanni is the source of this 2473-nucleotide messenger RNA. NCBI's taxonomy places the organism in Eukaryota, Metazoa, Cnidaria, Anthozoa, Scleractinia, Poritidae. The record is from the annotation of a GenBank genome assembly.